GGAAGAUAAAGUGAAGUAACAAACAGUGUCGGCAUAAAUCUCAACGAUUGUCAAUAAACUUCACCAUUAUUAUCUUCCUUCUUAUCAUUUUUCUUGUACCAGUGAACCAGAAUAUGGACAUUUCAAAUGCCAGUAAAGCGUCAGAUUAUGACAGAGCCGAAGAGCUUAAGAUCUUUGAUGCCACAAAAGCUGGAGUUAAAGGAUUAGUAGACUCUGGGAUUGUGAAAAUUCCCAGGAUAUUCAUUCGACCAGCGGAUGAACUAGCCCAGGAGAAGUUGACCAGUCAUCAACACAACUUUCAAGUACCGGUCGUAGAUCUUGAUGGCAUCAAAGACGACAGGCUCAAGGAGAUUGUUGAUGAGGUCCGGGUUGCAUCCGAGACAUGGGGAUUCUUUCAAGUUGUGAAUCAUGGGAUCCCCUUAACUGUGUUAGAAGAAGUGCUUCAUGGGGCACGAAAAUUCCAUGAACAAGACCUUGAGUUGAAGAAAGAGUUAUAUUCUCGUGAUCCAAAGAGAGGCGUCAUAUUCUUCAGCAAUCCAGAUCUGUAUCGAUCUCCAACUGCUAAUUGGAGGGAUACUUUGGUUAUUUCUACUUUAGCUUCGAAGCAAUUUGAUCCAAGUAAGAUACCAGAAGUCUGCAGAGACAGUUUAAUGGCGUAUAUAAGAACUAUUUCAAAGCUGGGGAACACUCUAUUUGAACUGUUAUCGAUGGCUUUAGCGCUGAAACCUGAACAUUUAAAAGAGAUGGGAUGCACUGAAGGAUUUAAUAUAUCUUGCCUCUACUAUCCAUCGUGCCCCCAGCCAGAUCUCACCUUGGGAGCUACCAAACACACUGAUCCUUCAUUCUUUACUAUAGUUUUGCAAGACCAAAUCGGUGGUCUUCAAGUCUUCCAUGAAAAUCAGUGGGUUAAUGUUGAACCCAUUGCUGGAAGCUUGGUGGUAAAUAUAGGGGACUUUCUCCAGGUUAUAUCGAACAACAAGUUUAAAAGUGUUGACCACAGAGUCCUCGCCAGUGGAUUUGUUCCAAGGAUUUCUGUAGCAUGCUUUUUUACUGGACAUGCUACUGGAACCCCAAAGCUCUAUGGACCAAUUAAAGAGUUAACAUCAGAUGAAAAUCCACCUGUUUACAGGGAAUUUCUUGUUUCUGAAUAUUUCAACUUAUAUUUUGCUAAGGUAGUUGGUGAUAAGUCUGUUCUUUGUCAAUUCAAGCUGUGAAGAGGGAGAAUACUUGAAUAAAGUUUGUAAAUCUUGUACGAAUUAUUAAUAGGAUCAUAUUUGAAUAAUGUUUGCAACUUUAAUACAAACAA
Mangifera indica (mango) is the source of this 1306-nucleotide messenger RNA. Its product is annotated as 1-aminocyclopropane-1-carboxylate oxidase homolog 1-like. The transcript has 2 exons. Bases 114 to 1214 code for a protein of 366 amino acids. The record is from RefSeq and is a predicted model, not a curated record. NCBI's taxonomy places the organism in Eukaryota, Viridiplantae, Streptophyta, Magnoliopsida, Sapindales, Anacardiaceae.